AUGCCGAAAUUCGAGAAAGUUGUGGGUCAUUACAUUGAACUACUCGAUGCCAGCAUUUGCCGUUUCUGUGAAAGAGAAAAUGCAAUGAGUAGGGUUGCACAAAUUGAUUCAGACGAGUUUUUGAAAACCAAUUUUAACGAUGGGUGUAUAGUUUUCGCAAAUUUAAGCUAUACAGAUCUAGAAGAGAUUAUAAAACAACUAGUAGAACGCAUCGUAAAAAUUGGAACCUCUUUGGACACGAAUACAAGUCGAAUUGACGAAACUAAGUUUUGCUGUUACUGUUCUUUUGCAAAAAUGUGUCUUCUACGUGUAGAUCAUGCUACUGCAAGCAAAGCACUCACUGAAUUCGUAUUAAAAUACCUGGCAAGUUUAUCUAUCGUUAUUUUUUCAAAUCUAAAGACACCAAAUUCACAUGACAUACAAAAAUCCUUUUCUUUAUUCUUUGGGGUUGUUGGCAAUCACAGUACUCGUAUAUUCGAUAUAGUUUUUGAGAAUUUCCAAAGUGAAAUUCGCAAAACUUCCGAUCCAUUACAAAUUCAAAAUACUCUUAAUCCAUUUAUUUACUUAUCCUCAAAUAUCGAAUCGCUAGCCCAUUCUUUGGAGCAUUUAAUACCCGCAGUUCAAGAUUCAUCAUCAAUACCCGAUAAUUGCCGAGUUGUUGUAUCUCAAGUGAUCGUUGACAUGUUUUCUUUCGCCGUCAUGUCAGCGUCAUAUGAAUUCUACGCUGCUUUCCAACAAAAGCAGAAAAUUGCUCCAGUUGACAAAUUACUCGAUACUUUACAGCAUUGGGACAAGAAAUCCAACAAUAUACCAUUCAUGGCACGAUGCUCCACCUUCCUUACCGUUCCAGUUGACAUAAUGAGUGGAAAAUUUAACCAAGAUUUCGAAUUAAUUACGACAUGCUUCGAAAGAGCUGACAGCGUUACCUCCACAAUUGAAACUUACCUGUCCGCCCUCAACGCUGGCUUCUUGCUCGUCUCCGAAACACAGAAACUCCAAGUUUUCGGAGAAAUGACGUCAAAAAUUUUCACAACCGUAUUAAGUUACUGCGAAAGAGCCAUGAAGAAGAUUCUUGAGGCCAAGCCACGUAUCCAGAAGAUCAUUUUCGUUAACUUUGGCUUAGCUUUGUUCUUCUACGACAAAGAAACGUUUAUUAUCACUUUCCUUAACAUGCUUCUUCAAUCUAUUGUUCCCACGAAGGGCGCCUUGUUCUGCAAAUUCAUCUCUAGGCUCUGCAAGCACAGAACAAGGAUAGAAAUUCCGAAUGAAAUUAUUAAAUCGACAAUCAACUGUAUCGAGCUCAUGACAAAGCAAAAACAAGAUUGCCAAUACAUGAGAUUCCUUUUCAAGGGAUUUAUUUCUAAUCCUGACUUCAUGGAAACAAUUAUGCGCCGAGACCACACAAUUAUGCAAUCAAUUAUCACAGCUGCAUACAACAAUAACAUCUACCAACUAUGCAUAGCCUUACUAAAGUUCUUCGAGCCAGAAAGACUCGAUACAUUAGUCCGAGAUAAUCAAAUGUGGCAAUACAUACUUAAUAUCACUACUUCGAUCUCAAGUUUGUUUAUUAUCUCAUCCCUCUACCAAACAUCGACAUUUACUGACUACAUUCCUGAUGUUACGUUCAAAUUAGCUCAAUUCGUAUUCUGCGCGAUUCCCGAGCAAGGCGUAGAAGGUAGUGAAGAUUUCUUGAAGAGAACAGACGUCAGAUCUAUCUUAAACCACUUUGAAAUUAUCGCAUUGUCUUUGAUGACUUCAGCGUCAUCGGACGUAACAAAGAUGGCCAUAUCCAUCAUCAACGAGAUGCUUAACAUCCUCCACCAAGCCGGAAACUACGAAUCUGUAACAAUGCCGUUAGAAGCUUAUCAAACUUUAGUAACUAACUGCAAGAACAGAUCGUCAAUACAAGCCAUGGAUCCGUAUUUCGUAAAGUCUCUUAUCCUCGUCAAGAAUCCUUCCAGCGGCAUACAAACUGCCUGGAAUACGAUUUAUUCAUACUUCCUUGCCGUUCUACACGUCAUUGCUCCAGAACUAAAACGUCCAGAUACAACAGAACGCAAGGUCAACAAGCCAGUCUCCAUUCUCCACGAUGAGUUACCAAACUGUUUCUCCAUUUUGAUGGCACUUUUGUUACAGGCUCAUUCCAAAGUUGUUGACUUUGCACACACAUUUUUAAAGGAGGGUGAAUUUGUCGGACAAAUGGCCGUCGAUUGUCUUCCAACAUCGUUGUUGCCAGCAUUUUAUCCGCAGAUCACUAAAUUAAUCCAAGAAACGAUCGAUAAGAUGCAAACAACACCAGGAGUAUUCAAUGUCACUCCAGAGAACAACAUCUACAUCAAGAACGCCAUGAAAGUUCUCCGAAAUCUCCUUCGUCAGCCAUUUUACUACGAAACACCUAUAGAUUCAUCGGCCAUUACAAAGCUCACGAUGGAUUUCACAGGCUACUGCAACCUUGUCUCAAUCACUGACUUCCAUAUCUUAUGUGCUCACUUAAUUGUUGCUGUAAUGUCUCAUUACUCCAAUUCCGUUGAUGCCAAUGCCAGAAGAACAAUGACAAACUCAUUAGGAUGGUGGUUAUCCAAGCCAGAUUUCUCAUUAGCCUCAAAGAAUGCAACAACCGUUCUUCUUGAUGCAUUGACCAAACUAUUGGAUGGACUUGAUUUCAGUGAACCGCAGUACAUCGAGAAAUUCAAGUUCUUCGUCAACAUUGCGACAACAAUUUUGAAAGCACAGCCAAAACUGAAGACAGAGAUACAACAGAUGUUAACAGCCUUGUUCAGGAACAACAUAAACAUCGGUAUCAUCCAUGGUAUCUCUGAUUGUAUGGCAAGUUCCAAAUUAAUCAGAACAACUUUCAUUUUGGCCGUUGCUUCUGUCCUUAAAAAGCCAGAACCUGUUCAACCGCCCACUGACCAAUCAGAUCAUCCUCAAGAUUUGAUUGAUGUUUUGUUCGAAACUCGAUUCCAGCUCAUAGAAACACUCAUGGACUUAGUUCCUUUCUCAAGAGCAGAAGCAGUAGGUAUAAAUCUCCUUGAAGCAGCCGUUUCAAGAGAUAUCCAUUAUGAGCUCAUGGAUUUCAUGAUCAAAAUGGAACUGAAAUCAGCACACGAAGCCUCAAAGAACGCAAUCUUCAGAGGAAAUGGUGUUGCUUCAAGAGCUGUCGGACAUUUCCCAAGAUUAUUCGGCCAAACGUGGAUGACGAACCAUUUGAGGCCUUUAUUCAAUAACGUCAUCGCCGAAGCUGAAAGAGGUGUCCAUUACCAGAUCAAUCCCGCGAAAUUACCUGAAGGACAAGACAUCGAACAAAACAGAAAGAAUUUCAGAGGUGUUUUAAGAAAAGCCAUUGAUACAAUUCUUUCUGCACUCAAGUCAAUACCAUUGGCCAUUGUCAGAGUCAUUCAGAUUCUUUAUAAGAGAAUCAAUGAGGUGUUCGAUGGAUUGGGAAUUCACAUUGUUUUCGGUUUCGUUUUCUUGAGAUUUAUUUUACCUGCUUUCUCUGUCACAGCGUUAGUUGGAUUGCCACCGAUGUUACCUGAAGAACCACGCGCUUGUUUGCUUACUAUUUCCGUCAUUUUGAUGGCAAGUGCAACAAAAGGUUCAUUGAAUGAAAAAGGCGACCAUAUGAUUGUUUUCAAUGACAUUGCCGCUGAAGUACAUACAUCAUUUGAGAAAGCAAUCCAGGAAUUGAUUGACACCGAUUUAAAGGACGCACAGUUCGAAGAAGUGAAAGUAGACACUAAAAAAGUCAUCGGAGUUUUGGAAGGAGAUUUCUCUGACAUCAGAAGACAACUUGAAACGAAAAUUGCUGAAUUACCUGAUGGUGAUCCUCUUAAGAAGUCCGCAGAGAAAUUAAACUCAAUUGUAAAGACUGUUAAACAGAACCAGAACAAAGAAGCACCAAAGGCAACAUCGCAAACACCAGGAAAUACUCCAGCACUUGAGAAAUUCCUCAAAAACGAUUUCAAAGGUGAACCAUUGAAUGACAUGAAUAUAUGGUUCUACAAAUCAAUAAAGCCUCCGAGCGAAUCUGUUGUUUUGUACCAUCUGAUCAAUUCCAAACUGCCUAGAAUCAGUGAUCCGAAUGUUAUCUUUUACCAUGUUUUCAAGAUCCUCAAACUUUGCACACAAAACUUUUACAUUUUGGCUGAUUUCAGAGUUUUCGACAAAUCUCAAUGGAUCAAGCCAAGCCAAGUAGCAAAGUACCUUGAAAUGGCACAAGGAGUAUUAUCCAAACUCCAAGGAGUAAUUAUUGUCACUCCAUGUGACAAUUUCUGUAAUUUCCUUGCAGAUUGUUCUGCGAAAUAUAAUUUCAAGAAAGUUAUUUUCGCAAAGACACAACAGCAACUUACAGAACUACUGGGAGGAAUGCCAUCACUCGAAGUAGAUGCAUUGGAAACAUUCACACCUGUUGAAUCAAUCCAUACAGCGAGAUACGACAACAACCAAGUAUAUGUACGUCUUCAUAACAAAUCAAUUCAAGUUAUGAAGAACUUUUCCAAUCUUCCUUUCGAGUGCUUCUCCAUUUCUGUUUAUUUGUUUGAUGCACUUCGUAAUUUGCAGCCAAGCCAGGACGGAUUCACUUUCCAGUACGUCACAUCAAACAUCAGUCUCCAGACAACGGAAGGAUCGAAUCUCUACUCGUUGUUAGUUGCUGCUGUCAGCAGAGCGAACCAGAAACAAUCUACUGAAGGGGCUGUUGCCGUUGAGAAAUCUUCUGUUCAGUGGCUCUUGUUAAACAUCGCUUUCGCUUCGUUGAUUUCAAGCGAACACGACAUCGCGCUCAAUUACGCAGCCAUGCAAUUGGUCAAUUCUACUUACAUGAGCUUUGAUUUCAGUAGAACAUACGAUCCAGCUGAAUGUCCAGAGCAUUUGAUUCCUCCGAACUGCAGAUCAGUUGUUUUAAGUCUUUCUUUUGACUUGGCACAAUCAAAUCUCAAUGCAACAAUUGGAUUUUUGAACGAGUUCUUCAAGAUGACAGCUAAACUUCCAAGUGAUUCAAUCACUGACACAAUUCCUUUCUUAGGUCCAUGGGUUAAUAACUUAGUCAAAUCUAAGUUGGAUGAGAAGAUGCUCAACAAAAUCAUCAAGUUCUAUUUCUCUAUUACUUCCAUGCAGAAUGUCUUCAAUACAUUGAUUUGGUCUCAGUUCCAUCAACCAGAAAACAUGUCUUAUUUGUUUGGAAUUCUCAGGGAAAUGGACAAGGAUUUGAACGAAAAUUACGAACAAGACAAAGAGAAAGACAAGACAAAAGAAAGAUCAACAGAAGCUCUCCAUUUAAUUAACUUCAUUGCCCAAUUAAAUCCACCAUUUGCAUCUAAAUAUUGGGUUGAUAACUUCGAUUCUGGAGAGUUUUCUCGCAAUGCUCUUCACUCUCUUUUGAUGGCAGAUGCUUUUGUUACAGAGCAAGUUCCUGAAUUGUUGUUCAAGAUCAUCAUAAUGCGUGGAAUGUUCACGCAGCAACAAAGAUUGGAUAUUUCCAAACUCUUGAACAAUCUUUUGGCAAUGCUCACUCUACAUUCAAACAAAGACGCGUCACAAAUGAUCAACGACGUCGUCACUUUGUACUCUGAGCCAAACGAGCCAGAGUUCGAAGGCUGGGCAAGCAAAUUAGUAAGAAUGGCUAGAAUCAUUUCCCAAAUCUUGUCAACAUUGGAAUUGAACGAAAUCAAGUCAAAGAUUUACAAGAAAUUCGAAGAGAAACUUGACAAGACAUUGGGAUCUGUUUCUAACUACAUCGGUGUUGUCUUCUGUUCCGCAUUGUACAAUGAUGGAAAAGCAGAUAAUCUCGUCAAGUUGAUUCUGCAAGUUAUUCCAUUCGGUCCUGAUGACAACAACCAUGUUUUGUGCUAUUCUUUCUCUCUCCUUGACUUCAACGACAACAUCAAAGCAUAUUUGACAUUGGCAGCAAUAACAAUGCUUAGUACUACAUCAGCACAUUCAGCACUGAUUUUGCUUAACCACGUUGCAACAGUUGAAUCCGUUGAACUACUCUUGCAAAUUCCAAACUCUAAGGAAAUCGAAGCAGUCACAGAUCUUCCUCUGUCAGAGCGUCCAUUCAAUUCGCUUGCAAUGGUUGCUGCAGCAUACGACGAAACAGGUGUUUGUGAAGAUAUGAUCAUCAACCUUUGCGAAAGUGACAAAUCUAUGGCAAUUUUGGCAGUCCAAUACAAACCAGAAUUAGCACAAUUUGUUAAAGAAUUCGAUUACUCAGAGGAAGAUUGGCCAACAAUUGCAGCAAUUUCAUUCACAUCAUUCAUGCGUAACCCCAACAAAGACGAAGUUUUCGAAGUUGUCAAGAGUUACAUCGAAAAGAAUCCAGAAGCAUUCGGUUGCUUCAACGGUUACCAGUUGUUGGAGAGAAGAAACAUUUUGCGAUUGAUACAUGAUAAUUUGAAGAUUUUGGAGUUCGGCAAAAUAGCUUCAUUCCCGAAGCAGAGGAAUUUGGUUCACAAAGUUGUAGCACAGAUAUACAAUGAGGUCAAGAACAAACCAAUUCCUUAUGAUCAGUCAAAACAAAUCUUAAGUAAUUUGACUGAAAAAAUUUAA
Messenger RNA from Trichomonas vaginalis G3, 6546 nucleotides. Its product is annotated as negative regulation of centriole-centriole cohesion. Gene Ontology annotation, biological process: regulation of GTPase activity. Bases 1 to 6546 code for a protein of 2181 amino acids. Lineage: Eukaryota; Parabasalia; Trichomonadida; Trichomonadidae. The transcript has a single exon. The record is from RefSeq and is a predicted model, not a curated record.